AUGUCUGAGUAUACAUCAGGAAAAGACCAGACCAGCUGUCCAAUCUGUCAAGAUCUACUGAAAAAUCCAGUGACUUGUAACUGUGGAGAGAGUUUCUGUUCAGCGUGUGUUCACGACAAACGGAAGCAGGACAGUCAAAAGAGCUGCCCUCAGUGUGGAGAGAUGUUCACUCCAAAGCCUGUUCCACGCAGAUGCGUCAAGGUCGAUGAAAUGUUGAAAAAACUGGAACUGUCUUCUUCAACCCUUCCUCUGGAUCCAAGUUAUGCUGGACCCGGAGACGUACCGUGUGAUGAAUGCACUGGAAGGAAACACAGAGCCGCCAAGUCUUGUCUAAUGUGUAUGGCGUCCUUCUGUGAGAGUCACCUAAUACCUCACACCACAAAGCCCUAUCUGAAGAAACACAAGCUGAUCGAAGCCUCCUCAGACCUGCAGGAAAACAUCUGCUCCCAACACGAAAAAAUCAAUAUAAUCUACUGUCGCACAGACCAGAAAAGUAUUUGUGCUUUGUGUGCAUUGAAUGAACACAAAGGACAUGAUACAGUUGAAGCUGAAAUAGAACAGAUGGAGAAACAGACUGAGAUUGCAGACAGGCAAGUUGAAGUGCAGCAGAGAAUCAAGGACAAACAGGAAGAACUGGAUGAGCUGAAAAAGGCUUUUGAUACACUAAAGUGCUCUGCACAGGCUGCUUUAGAAGAAAACGAAAAGAUCUUCACUCAGCUGAUCCACACCAUUGAGAAAACAAGCUCUGAGGUAGCAGAGCUGAUCAGAGCUCAAGAGAAGCUGGAAUAUAGUCGUGUUGCAGGACUUCAUGAGCAGCUGGAGCAGGAGAUUGCUGAGCUCCACAGGAGAGAUGCUGAGCUACAGAAGCUUUUAAACACAGAUAAUACUGUUUAUUUCCUAAAGCAUUUCCAGUCUCUUUCUUCACUGUCUGCAUCUGUGAACUCACCCAGUUUACCUGACAAUCAACACACUGAACCUGAUCUUGUGAGGAAAUGUCUUUCUGAUCUUAAAGUGGAAUUCCAGAAAUUUGGCAAGGAGGAAUACAACAUCAUUUCAAAUGUUGCAAAUAUUCAGUUGAUAUUUCCUUUUGAGCCAAUAACCAGCAAGAAUUUUCUACGUUAUUUCCAGAAGUUUACAAUGGACACCACCACUGCAUACAGUGAACUCCGCAUUUCAGAAAACAACAGAGAAGCAAGAUGCCGUGAAACAAUCCGACCACGUAUUCAACAUCCAGACAGAUUUGAUUUCUGGCCCCAGGUACUAUGCAAAGAAAGUAUAUCUGGACGCUGUUACUGGGAAGUUGAAUGGGAGAAAGGGAUAUGGGGGGUCUAUAUUGCGGUUUCAUAUAAAGGAGUGGGAAGAAAAGGACAGGAUCGUGCACAUUGGUUUGGACACAACAGUAUGUCCUGGAGUCUGGAAUGUUCUCAAACUCCCUGUAUCUGGCACAACAACAAUAAAACUCAGAUCUCAGGCCCUAUAUCCUCUAAAAUAGGUGUAUAUGUGGACUACAAAGCAGGAACUCUCUCCUUUUAUGACAUUUCCGACACAAUGACUCUCUUACACAGAGUCCAGACCACAUUCACUCAGCCCCUCUAUCCUGGGUUUUGGUUCAGUAUGUCUUCUUCAGUAAUGCUGUGUGACCUCUGAGCUGUGCUGCCUUUGCUGUUUAUGAAAUAUUUGUGUAAUGUUACUUUUAAGAUAGUAAAAUAUAUCACUAAAUACAGAUUUGUCGCAUAUAAAUGUUCUAUGCUGUAAGGAGCUAGAAAAUUGAAAUGUUUGAAGACAUGAAAUAUACACUUUGCAUACUAUUAUUUACAUUUAUGUUCUUUUUUUUUUUUACAAUUAUUUUCUAUAUAUAUAUAUAUAUAUAUAUAUUAAAGAAUGAGAGAAUGUAAGUGCAAUUUAAAUGAGAAAAUGAUAAUCAGAAGGUUUUGGUCACUUUCAUUAUGCUGAUGAUUUUAAUA
Molecule: messenger RNA, 1964 nt
Organism: Megalobrama amblycephala (Wuchang bream)
Lineage: Eukaryota; Metazoa; Chordata; Actinopteri; Cypriniformes; Xenocyprididae
Product: tripartite motif-containing protein 16-like
Exons: 7
Coding region: 1-1647 (548 amino acids)
Molecular function (GO): protein binding; zinc ion binding
Source: RefSeq, a predicted model, not a curated record